CGGUCAAGCCAAGCGGACGUGCUGAAAAUGGCGCCACUUGUAUAAAGAAAAAAUUGUUUAAUCCACGCGCAUCGGUAUUAAAAUGUGUUAAAUAAUUGAAGAUAUCAACUAAAGUGCAUAUUAAAGUUGGCUUAAGCACAGCCUCGACAUGUAUUUGUAUAAUUUAACUCUGCAAAAGGCCACCGGUGUCACCCAUGCGGUGCACGGUAACUUUUCGGGUGGAAAGCAGCAAGAAGUGCUGUUGUCACGUGGCAAAUCGCUGGAGUUGCUGCGUCCCGAUCCGAACACCGGAAAAGUCCACACGCUUAUGUCUACUGAAAUAUUUGGAUGCGUUCGUGCGCUGAUGGCCUUUCGCUUGACAGGCGCUGCAAAAGAUUACAUUGUGGUGGGCUCGGACUCUGGCCGCAUUGUCAUACUGGAAUAUAAUCCUGGCAAGAAUUCGCUGGAUAAAGUGCAUCAGGAGACUUUUGGCAAGUCUGGCUGUCGCCGCAUUGUGCCGGGUCAGUACUUUGCCAUUGAUCCCAAAGGACGCGCUGUUAUGAUUGGUGCAGUAGAAAAACAGAAACUCGCCUACAUCAUGAACCGUGACACACAGGCGCGAUUGACUAUAUCAUCGCCACUGGAGGCGCACAAGUCGAAUACCCUAACCUAUCACAUGGUAGGCGUGGAUGUGGGCUUUGAUAAUCCCAUGUUUGCUUGCUUGGAAAUUGACUACGAGGAGGCUGACAUGGAUCCAACAGGUGAUGCAGCUCAGCGCACGCAGCAAACGCUCACUUUUUAUGAGCUGGACUUGGGCUUGAAUCAUGUGGUACGCAAGUACUCUGAACCACUGGAAGAGCAUGCCAAUUUCUUAGUUUCUGUGCCCGGUGGUAAUGAUGGACCAUCGGGUGUGCUUAUUUGCUCGGAGAACUACCUAACCUAUAAGAAUCUGGGUGAUCAGCAUGACAUACGUUGUCCCAUACCACGUCGCCGUAACGAUCUCGAUGAUCCAGAGCGUGGCAUGAUCUUUAUCUGCUCGGCUACGCAUCGCACCAAGAGCAUGUACUUCUUUUUGCUGCAAACCGAGCAAGGCGACAUCUUCAAGAUCACGCUGGAAACGGAUGACGAUGUGGUAUCUGAAAUAAAGCUCAAGUACUUUGAUACUGUACCGCCAGCCACAGCCAUGUGUGUGCUCAAGACCGGCUUUCUCUUUGUGGCCAGCGAGUUUGGUAACCACUAUUUAUACCAAAUUGCACAUUUGGGCGAUGAUGAUGAUGAGCCAGAGUUUAGCUCCGCCAUGCCAUUGGAGGAGGGCGAAACCUUCUUCUUUGCGCCUCGUACACUAAAGAAUCUCGUGCUGGUGGAUGAGCUGCCCUCGUUUGCGCCAAUUAUCACCUCGCAAGUCGCUGAUUUGGCCAAUGAAGACACACCUCAGCUUUAUGUGCUAUGCGGUCGUGGACCACGCUCGACACUACGCGUAUUGCGACAUGGUCUGGAAGUAUCUGAGAUGGCCGUAUCAGAGUUGCCCGGUAAUCCAAAUGCCGUAUGGACUGUCAAGAAACGUAUUGAUGACGAAUUCGAUGCGUACAUCAUAGUGUCCUUCGUGAACGCCACGUUGGUGCUCAGCAUUGGUGAAACGGUUGAGGAAGUAACAGACAGUGGCUUUCUGGGCACUACUCCCACACUUUGCUGUGCCGCUCUUGGCGAUGAUGCCUUGGUGCAGGUGUAUCCAGAUGGUAUACGUCAUAUACGCUCCGAUAAGCGCGUGAACGAAUGGAAAGCGCCAGGAAAGAAGUCUAUAACCAAGUGUGCGGUUAAUCAACGCCAAGUGGUCAUCACUCUUUCUGGCCGUGAAUUGGUCUACUUUGAAAUGGAUCCGACUGGUGAGCUUAAUGAGUACACAGAACGCUCGGAAAUGCCUGCGGAGAUUAUGUGCAUGGCUCUGGGUACAGUGCCUGAAGGUGAACAACGCUCUUGGUUCUUGGCUGUUGGAUUGGCGGACAACACAGUGCGCAUUCUUUCGCUGGAUCCCAACAAUUGUUUGUCGCCUUGCUCAAUGCAGGCGCUUCCUUCGCCUGCCGAAUCGCUUUGUUUGGUGGAAAUGGGACACACGGAGAGCAGCACUGCUCCAGCUAACACAGAUGAAGACGCACCACCUCAACGUAGUGCUGGCAACAAGGGCACCAUUUAUCUCAACAUAGGUCUGAGCAAUGGCGUCUUAUUGCGUACUGUGCUGGAUCCCGUAUCGGGUGAUUUAGCGGACACACGUACACGCUAUUUGGGCUCACGUCCAGUGAAGCUCUUCCGCAUCAAGAUGCAGGAUGCCGAAGCAGUUUUGGCCAUGUCCAGCCGCACCUGGCUAUCGUACUAUCAUCAGAAUCGUUUCCAUUUGACGCCGCUGUCCUAUGAGACGUUGGAGUAUGCCUCUGGAUUCUCUAGCGAGCAAUGUAGUGAGGGCAUUGUUGCCAUUUCGACAAAUACGCUGCGAAUUUUGGCUCUGGAGAAAUUGGGUGCCGUGUUCAAUCAGGUGGCAUUCCCGCUGGAGUACACGCCACGCACCUUUGCCAUUCAUCCCGAUACUGGGCGUAUGUUGAUUGCAGAGACGGAUCACAAUGCCUACACAGAUGAUACAAAAACUGCACGCAAGGAGCAAAUGGCUGAUGAAAUGCGCUGUGCAGCCGGCGACGAGGAGCGUGAGCUCGCCAUAGAGAUGGCCAAUGCGUUUAUCAAUGAAGUUCUGCCCGAGGAUGUGUUCUCCGCACCAAAGGCAGGACUGGGCUUAUGGGCCUCUCACAUUCGCUGCCUGGAUGCGAUGCAUGGACAAACGAUGUAUACGGUGCCGUUGAAGCAAAACGAGGCCAUCAUGUCAAUGGCGCUCGUGAAGUUCUCCAUAGCAGCAGAUGGACGUUAUUAUCUGGUAGUGGGCAUAGCCAAGGAUCUGCAGCUGAAUCCUCGCAUCUCGCAGGGCGGCUGCAUUGAUGUCUACAAAGUGGAUCCCACCUGCUCCAGCCUAGAGUUUAUGCAUCGUACAGAGUGUGAAGAGAUUCCUGGCGCAUUGUGUGGCUUCCAGGGUCGCCUUCUUGCAGGAUGUGGGCGCAUGCUGCGCAUCUAUGAUCUCGGCAAGAAAAAGAUGCUGCGCAAGUGUGAGAAUAAACACAUUCCCUACCAGAUUGUCAACAUCCAAGCGAUGGGCCAUCGCGUCUAUGUGUCUGAUGUGCAGGAGUCAGUCUUCUUUAUACGCUAUCGUCGCGCCGAGAAUCAGUUAAUUAUCUUUGCCGAUGACACGCAUCCACGCUGGGUGACAGCCACAACAUUGCUGGAUUAUGACACGAUUGCCAUUGCGGACAAGUUUGGUAAUUUGAGCAUACAACGCCUACCUCAUUCGGUCACGGAUGACGUGGAUGAAGAUCCAACGGGCACCAAAGCGUUAUGGGAUCGAGGUCUGCUAUCCGGCGCCUCGCAAAAGUCGGAGAACAUUUGCUCUUUCCACGUGGGCGAGAUUAUCAUGUCUCUGCAAAAGGCUACACUUAUACCCGGUGGCUCCGAGGCACUCAUAUAUUCUACACUGAGCGGAACUGUGGGUGCCUUUGUGCCGUUUACAAGUCGCGAGGACUAUGACUUUUUCCAACAUCUGGAGAUGCAUAUGCGUAACGAGAACCCGCCGUUGUGUGGACGGGAUCAUCUUAGCUAUCGCAGCUCCUACUAUCCGGUCAAGAAUGUGCUGGAUGGUGAUCUCUGCGAGCAGUACUUGUCCAUUGAUGCAGCUAAGCAGAAGAGCAUUGCCAAUGACAUGUUCCGCACUCCUAACCAGAUCUGCAAAAAGCUCGAGGACAUACGCACACGCUAUGCCUUCUAAAAAGCUUUGAGGGUUUCAAUCGUAUCUAGUGGAUUAUUUCUCAGGCGUAUUAUAAUUUAAAAGAUAUUUUUAUGUCAACUUGCAGUACAAUUGGAUCCACAGCAGUUUAAUAGACGCACUUGUGUUUCCUUUUGUGAAAAGAAAGUAACAAUAAAAUAUUGAGACGCGCUAUUUACUUUUGUGUCCACUCUAGGACUGCAACUGAAUUAAUUAUUAAAUUAGAUUGUAAACAAUAUUAAUCAUACAAAUUAUACACAACCACUAAAAAUGACUGCCUAUUUAUGUCUAGAUUUAAUUGAAGCGCAAAUUGAACGAUUUACGCAAACAACAUUUUAUUAUGAUUUAAAAACAUAAGAUUUUAAAUAAAAAUAAUGAAUAUGUAAA
Drosophila busckii is the source of this 4219-nucleotide messenger RNA. It is a transcript of the gene Sf3b3, whose product is annotated as splicing factor 3B subunit 3. The record is from RefSeq and is a predicted model, not a curated record. NCBI's taxonomy places the organism in Eukaryota, Metazoa, Arthropoda, Insecta, Diptera, Drosophilidae. The transcript is spliced from 12 exons. Gene Ontology annotation, cellular component: nucleus; U2 snRNP. Gene Ontology annotation, biological process: mRNA splicing, via spliceosome. Gene Ontology annotation, molecular function: protein binding; U2 snRNA binding. The coding region runs from base 149 to 3835 and encodes 1228 amino acids.